Sinocyclocheilus rhinocerous is the source of this 2420-nucleotide messenger RNA. RefSeq names its product ubiquitin carboxyl-terminal hydrolase 8-like. Lineage: Eukaryota; Metazoa; Chordata; Actinopteri; Cypriniformes; Cyprinidae. Gene Ontology annotation, molecular function: cysteine-type deubiquitinase activity. The annotation marks the transcript as partial. Gene Ontology annotation, biological process: protein deubiquitination. The transcript is spliced from 8 exons. The record is from RefSeq and is a predicted model, not a curated record.
GAGUGUGUAACCUGUGUGCGUGUGUGUGUGUUCCAGAGGGAGUCUCUGACGCGAGCACACAGUGAGGAGAUGGGCCGAACCGUCCCAGGGCUGCCAGAUGGCUGGAUGAAGUUUCUGGACACGGUGACGGGCACCUACAGAUAUUACCACUCUCCCACCAACCGCGUGCACCUGUACCCUCCGGAGGUCCACACGCCUCAGAUCCAGCUCAGCGCCGCUAAAGCCAAGCCACCGCAGCCCACCGAGACGGAGAAAGAGCAGGAGCAGGAGCGCGAGAGAGAGGAGGAGCGGGACCGAGAGCAGUCCAAACUCAAGCGCUCGUACUCCUCUCCUGACAUCAGCCAAGAGCUGAGCGCAGAGACCAGCAGAAAACCUGCAGCCGUGCACACACACACACACACACACACACACACACACGAGCCGCUGACCACCGCUGCUGCUUACACUAAGGUGAAGAUCGCUCGGCCGUCUGCAGCUCAGAUCCGGAACCUGAACCCGGUGUUUGGAGGUCAGGGGCCGUUGCUAAUGGGCCUCCGUAACCUCGGCAACACCUGCUACAUGAACUCUAUCCUCCAGUGCCUGUGUAACACGGUCGCCAUGGCAGACUAUUUCAACAGGAACAUCUAUCAGGACGACAUUAACCGGGCCAAUAUUCUGGGUCACAAGGGCGAGGUGGCCGAGGAGUUCAGCGUCAUCAUGAAGGCGCUGUGGUCAGGACAGUACAAAAUGAUCAGCCCGCAGGAUUUUAAAGGCACCAUCUGUAAAAUCAACAACCGCUUCUCCAGCUACGAGCACCAGGACUCUCAGGAGCUGCUGCUGUUCCUCAUGGACGGCCUGCACGAGGAUCUCAAUAAGGCGGAUAAGCGACGCGGGUAUAAGGAGGAGGACAUCGAUCAUCUGGACGACGUGAGCGCAGCAGAGCUGGCCUGGUCCAAACACAGGCUCCUGAACGAGUCCAUCAUCGUGGUUCUGUUCCAGGGUCAGUUUAAGUCCACGGUCCAGUGCAUGAGCUGCCAGCACAAGUCCCGCACCUUCGAGACCUUCAUGUACCUGACUCUGGAGAUGACGUCCAGCAGCAAGUGCUCGCUACAGGACUGUCUGAAGCUGUUCUCUAAAGAGGAGCGUCUGACCGCAAAUAACCGCUUCUACUGCCGCCACUGUAAGACGCACCGAGACGCCAUCAAGAAGAUGCAAAUCUGGAAGGUUCCGCCCAUUUUACUGGUACACUUGAAACGGUUUAAAUACGACGGGCGGUGGCGGGAGAAGCUGCAGACGCUGGUGGAUUUCCCGCUGGAUAAUCUGGACCUGUCACAGUACGUCAUCGGACCCAAACCCAACCUGAAGAAGUACAGCCUGUACGCUGUGUCUAAUCAUUACGGUGGGCUGGACGGCGGUCACUACACUGCUUACUGUAAGAACCCUCUCAAGCAGCGCUGGUUCAAGUUUGACGAUCACGAGGUGUCCGACAUCUCCGCCUCCUCAGUGCGCUCGGCCGCCGCCUACAUCUUCUUCUACUCCUCUCUAUGAGGGUCAGCAACAGGUUGUCACCAUGGUGACCGGGUGAUUGACGCAUGUGUGACAUGCAGCUGUGAGCGGAGCUAUAGCCCUUUGCAUGAGGACUGAUGGACACUUCUGCUGAGGGAACGCCCCUCUCUCUCUCUCUCUCUCUGUGUCUCUCUCUCUCUCUCUCUCCCUCUCUCAGUGGGUGGUUCAGCGGCGUCUGUAUUCCUGUAGGAGUCUGAACUCAGAUUCGUCUCUCACUCGGAGCGUCGGCCUGCUGUCUCCAAACUCACGGCUGGACUUGAUGUCAUUUAGACGGACCGUGUGAGAUUAGACGUCCAUACAAGCGCACUAUAAUCCGAACCGCUCAUUAGACGUGCACCUGCCGCUUAGGGAGAUGCGUUUCAUUUAUUUAUACGGUGACCAAAUAUAACCGGUGCUGCCAGAUCCGAAAGCGACAGAGACUCCGGAUGAGAAGAUUCAGCUGAUGGUUAACAUUAAAUCACUCACAAACACACUCGUCAUUGUCGUGACGUUCACACGCACUAGUAUCUUCCAGCGUUACGCGUAGCUUGGGCCCUGUUCUGUUCUGUAGGCUAGUGUUCAGGGAUCGGCUAGUGCAAUAACCCUCAUCCACUGAGACUGAAACUAGCUCAUUAAACCCCAUCAGUGACACUACAGUCAGCAUUAGCAGUAGCUCUGACGCGAUCAUAUCAUACACCUGUCUCUGUACUAAUACUCCUCUGAAUCAAGCAUCUCUCACUGGUGCAUGAGCUUCUGAUGCACUGACUGACUGAUUCUCUCACCUGGUUUCUUAUAAUAUUAAGCGCAAUCUUUAAAUCCAUGUAUUAGCCUAUAAACCUUAAACAUGCAUAAAUAAACAGAUGUAACACACGUGUGCUUUGAGUUGUCUGACUGUA